GGCUCCGCCCCCCGUGGCUGGGAAGGCGGAGCAGACCGGCCUCAGAAGGCGACGGGACUCUGGGCGAUGGCGGCGCCCGGCGCGCUGCUGGUGAUGGGCGUGAGCGGCUCGGGGAAAUCCACCGUCGGUACCCUGCUGGCAUCCCAGCUAGGAUGGAAAUUCUACGAUGCAGAUGACUAUCACCCAGAGGAAAAUCGAAUGAAGAUGAGAAAAGGGAUACCUCUGAAUGACCAGGACAGGAUUCCAUGGCUCUGCAACUUGCACGACAUUUUACAAAGAGAUGUAGCCUCUGGACAGCAUGUAAUACUUGCCUGUUCAGCUCUGAAGAAAGUAUACAGAGACAUCUUAAUACAAGGAAAAGAUGGUGCACCUCUGAAGUGUGAUGAGUCAGGAAAGGAAGAAAAGCUGGCUGAAGUGAAGCUCCUUGUGGUCCAUCUGACUGGGUCAUUCGAGGUCAUCUCUGGACGCUUACUCAAAAGAAAAGGGCAUUUUAUGUCCCCUGAGUUAUUGCAGUCCCAGUUUGAUACUCUGGAGCCCCCAUCAGCUCCAGAAAAUUUCAUUCAAAUCAGUGUGGACAAAAAUCUUUCAGAGAUAAUUGCUACAAUUAUGGAAACUCUAAAAUGAAGUGAGAAUCAUUUAUAUCAGUGGUCCAGAACACAACUGGGCAUAACUCUGUCUCCCAUCCCAAACCAUGUUCCAGUAUCCUUGUUGAUACUGUAUUCUAGAUUCUUCUUAAGGUGAAUAAACCAUAAUGUAUUGAGAUAUGCUUGUUUGGGUGGAUUUUUAGGAAUCUGUGAUACUUUUGUCAUCAUGCUCUGGCAUAUUCAGAGAAAAGGAGAGGAAACUUUGAAAGUGAAGCUUCAAUUGAAGUUUAAAUUUGUGUGACCCAAUCAAAUAAUCAGAGGAAAUUCUAUAAUCUAUGCUGUAAACCAUGACUUAUUUAGAACACUCUUGAUCAUGCCUGUACUUGGACAAAUAAAUGAAACUUGG
Messenger RNA from Mesoplodon densirostris (Blainville's beaked whale), 990 nucleotides. RefSeq names its product IDNK gluconokinase (gene IDNK). Lineage: Eukaryota; Metazoa; Chordata; Mammalia; Artiodactyla; Ziphiidae. The record is from RefSeq and is a predicted model, not a curated record. Gene Ontology annotation, cellular component: cytoplasm. The transcript has 5 exons. The coding region runs from base 67 to 624 and encodes 185 amino acids. Gene Ontology annotation, molecular function: gluconokinase activity.